Messenger RNA from Penicillium digitatum Pd1, 1515 nucleotides. Its product is annotated as ferritin-like domain-containing protein. Lineage: Eukaryota; Fungi; Ascomycota; Eurotiomycetes; Eurotiales; Aspergillaceae. The record is from RefSeq and is a predicted model, not a curated record.
AUGCAGCAUACACCGUUCACUGGAGCUCCAACUACCACAGGUGCGCUGAAAGCUUCUUCCAUUGGAACGGGCAUCUCUCGCGGAGGCGUUGCAGCCGCGGCAACAGCAUAUCCCGGUGAUGGAAAUCUUCACCAUUCCGAACCAGCUCCAUAUGUCCCGGCAGGUGGGGUCGAAACGAACGGAAGCACCCCCGUAUAUAAUGCGAAGAGCGAUUUUGACUAUGAGUCUUUGGCCCUUGCUCUAUACCAGGAAUGGAUUGAGCUUGAUCUGUUCCAAGACGGACUGAAGCGCUUCAACGAUUCAGCCUUCCGAGCCGCCGGCAUGACCGCUUCAGACCGUGAGCUGAUCGCAUUCAUGGCACAGCAAGAAAUUGGCCACGCCACCAUGCUCAGCAAUAUCCUCGGAGCACGUGCCCCACAGCAAUGCAACUACAUCUACCCGUACACGAACGUCAAGGAGUUUGUCGACUUCUGUCAGAAACUGACUCGCUGGGGAGAAGCUGGCGUGAAUGGAUUUUUGGCUCAUCUCGACUCGCGCGAGGCGGCUACUCUUUUGACUCAGUCCAUCACCACGGAAGCACGACAGCAAAUGAUCUUCCGCCAGUUUGAAGGUCUCUUCCCGAUGGUCGAGUGGUUUGAAGUAGGCAUACCGCAGUCCUGGGCUUGGACACUGCUGGCACCUUUCAUCAGCUCUUGUCCUGAAAACCAGACUCGCUUGAUUUGGCAAAAUUUCCCGACGCUGAUGGUAGUCAACCAGCCCGAUCCGUGGAUUUCGGGAACUCCUCGCAAUCUUUCCUUGGCGCAUAACCGAAACAAUGGGUACAGUUCUGCAGGGUAUGAUUCCACCGGAUAUGAUCCUGCUGCGUACAAUUCCCAUGGGUACAAUCAUACGCAGUAUAAUUUUACCACAAGUGCGGAUCAAAUUUCGAGGCUCAACGCAACUUCCGGGUUCAAUCAGACUGCGGGAUUUAUCUUCAAUGAGACCACUGGAAUCAAUAAUACUGUCGGGCCAGGCGUCAGUGUCCCCAAGUCACCUAAAGGCUCCGGAAGACUGAACUCGUCUAGUUCACGUAACGGCUGCAGCGCUUCUGUUAGUAAAAUCCGCCUAAUACCUCUCACGGCCCCUGGUCGUCAGGUGCUGUUGCAGUGGGAUCUUCCUGGGAAGAAAAUCGGUCCCAACAACAGCUACAUCACCACAACAGAGACAAAAGCUGGUAGUGCAAAGUAUGUACUUUGGGUGUCGCAACUGAACAUUACCUACACACCACUACACGUUGUCAGCGGCGACAACGGUGCCAAUGGUGUCAAUGACGUCAACAACAGCACUAAUAGUACCACUGACAGCAUUCGAGGAUAUACUUCCCAGCCCAGCUUGGAAACAUACCAAGGCAACCCAGCCUUCAAUGGUACCAUUUUUAUUGCAAUCACAGACAGCGAUCUAUAUGUCAGCCCGUUCAAUCUGAGCUUGAUGAACCCGCAUGUGGUUGCCGGUCCCGCUUUGUACCAGGCUGGUUGA